Molecule: messenger RNA, 2365 nt
Organism: Cryptomeria japonica (Japanese cedar)
Lineage: Eukaryota; Viridiplantae; Streptophyta; Pinopsida; Cupressales; Cupressaceae
Product: protein RNA-directed DNA methylation 3
Exons: 4
Coding region: 423-2198 (591 amino acids)
Biological process (GO): interstrand cross-link repair; protein ubiquitination
Cellular component (GO): nucleus
Molecular function (GO): ubiquitin protein ligase activity
Source: RefSeq, a predicted model, not a curated record
AGGGUUUUUAGUAAUAUGAAAUUUUAUGUUCCCCGCGAUAGUUAAUCACUGUUCAAUACACUGCUGUAAGAGACUUAAAUCUUUUAAAAGGGUUGCAAUCUCUGAUUGCUGGAGUGCUUCAUCUGUGUAAAAACCCGCCCAGCAGCCAUGUCCUCCUCCUUUUUUGGAAUCUAUUUACAGACGGGCAAGUGAACAGAACUGGUCAGCAUUGAAGAAAAACCUAGCACGGUGGCAUCCAAGGAUGGAAGGUAUUCUCAUGUAAAGUGGCCAUGUACAGAGUAAUGAUUACCAUCGUCAUUGUCACUCAUUGAACUCAUGACAGGCAAUCCAAUCCCAGCCGCGGUUACGGUAACUGGUUUCUUGGGGUGCAGUAAACGGUUUUCAGAAAUUUUCAGGUUAUAGAGGUGAAAGGGGAGCUAUAGAUGAGCAGCUGGUGUUACCAGCCGCCGGGAAUGGACGGUUGGGGUUGUCUGCCGCAGGAGGAGGAUGAGGCAGGAUGGCAAUGGGGAAGGGGCGGGCGGGCUUCGCCGCGGGGAAGGGGCGGUCGGGGUUCUCUGUCAUGGGGAAGGGGAAGGAGUGAACGGGGCGAGGAUGGGGGAGGAUGGGGACCGGGAAGGGGCGGAAGGGGUCCUGGUCGGGGUUCUCUGUCGUGGGGAAGGGGCGGUCGGGGUUCUCGGUCGUCGGGAAGGAGGGGACGGAGCUAUGGACGGGGCUCUCCGAAGAGGAAGGAUGAAGGAGGAUGGGAAUCUCGGCCGUGGAGAAGUAGCGGAUGGGGUUCUCCGCUGCGGGAGGAUGGAGGAGGAUGCCUGGGAACGAGCGGAUGGGGGGAGGAUGGAGGAGGGUGCUUGGGAACGAGCGGAUGGGAAUGCGGAAGGAGCGGAUGGGGUUCUCCGCCGCGGGAGGAUGGAGGAGGAUGCCUGGGAACGAGCGGAUGGAAUCCGCUGCGGGAAUUGGAUCUCGGAUUUGUGGAGGAGGAUGAUGAAGGAGGAGAGGAACGGGAAUCUCCGCCGACGGGAACGAACGAAGGGGUUCUGCUGCGGGAGGAUGAAGGGGGAAGCGAAUCUGUGGCGCCGGAGGAGGAUGAAUAUGAUUCUUCAGAGCAUGAUGAUGUCGCCAUGAGUUCACCAAGUGGGAGGAAUUCAGUUGGGAGAAAUCCCAAAGAAAAUAUCCAAUCUUUACAAUCCUCUCUGAAAUCUGGCAUUGAUGAAUAUUUUAAAAAGUUUCAAGAUAUGGAAGCCGAAUUAAUCAGAGUGAAAGCAGAUAAGGAGGAGUUGAGUGAAAUAAAAAGAAAAACGGAAGCCGAAUUAAUCAGAGUGAAAGCAGAUAAGGAGGAGUUGGGUGAAAUAAAAAGAAAAACGGAAGCCGUAUUAAUCAUAGCAAAGAGAGAUAUUAAGGAAUUGGCUGAAAGAAACAAAAAGCUAGAGGAGGAGCUCAAGAGGGUUAAAGAAGGAGAAGAAUCUAUCAAAAAACUAGAGGAGCAGCUCAAGAGGGCUAAAGAAGGGGAAGAAUCUAGCAGACAAAAUCUUGAGCAAACAAGAAACAAGCUGCGGGAGCUCUCUACAACAUUUGGUGCGAUGAAAGAAGAAUGCGACAAAGUAUGUGAUCAACAAGGAGCGGCUCCACAACUUAAGAAAAGAAAAUAUGUUCUUAAAGUUUUCGAGGUUAAUGAUUUGUUGAAUUGUCCAAUUUGCUGGGAACCGUGGAGUCAAUCGGGAGAACAUAAUGCCUGUUCUCUUUCGUGUGGCCAUUUCUUUGGCAAAUCAUGUAUAACACGAUGGAUUUCAAGUGAUGGAAAUCGCAGUUUCUCCAGUAUGAGGGCUGCUGUGCGAGUGAAGGACCUCUCUCUAGCAUUCUACAAUGAGCAAAUCCAGCCUAUCAUUCAGCGUAGAUGGGACAAGUUGAACACUCCUUUGCAUAUGGUUGCCUUUGCCUUGAAUCCUAAGUGGUACAAGGCUAGAUCGGGUAGAGUGUCACCGAUUCAGGAUGAUGAGGUGAAGGCAGGUUUCUUUAGGUGCGUAGAGAAGAUGUUUGAUUCCAGAGAUGCCGACAUAAUUCGCACUGAGUGGGGAAGAUUUGCCACUCUUAGAGGUUAUUCAGAUGCAACAAAGAUGAAUUUAGAAACUAUGGCACAGGAGGACCCAGUUUUGUGGUGGAAUUGUCAUGGCCCGAAAUCUUUGACAAUUCCACCACAAAACUAAGAUUGUGUUGUAAAUGGGUAAUCAGGAACUUCAAAAGCUAUAAUUUUGAAUUGGUCAGAAAAUUGUUCUAUUUAACACAGUAAACUUUAUACAUAUCAGGGUCUCCUGAUCUGGUAAAUUUGUAUAUAUUACGUUUUGUAAUACAAUAAUGGGGAGAUUAAUGUUUU